This is a messenger RNA of Plectropomus leopardus (leopard coralgrouper), 671 nucleotides long. The record is from RefSeq and is a predicted model, not a curated record. Lineage: Eukaryota; Metazoa; Chordata; Actinopteri; Perciformes; Serranidae.
CAUGCCCUGUCAGAUCAGGCGUGUGUGCGUAUGUUUGACCCGAGGACGACCUGUAACCAGGAGUGUCUCAUCACGACCUUCCAGGAGGUCUACUUUGUGUCGGAGAGCUUCGAGGAAGCCAAAGAGAAGAUGAGGGAGUUUGCGAAGACGAUCAAGCGUCCGUUCUCGGUGUACUACAACCCGUACACUCAGAGCAUCGACCUGCUCAAAGACACCCGCGGCAUCGAGAACGUGGUGCAGGACCUGCGCAGCGACCUCAACACUGUCUGCGACGCCCUCAGCAAGAUGAACACCUACAUGGGCAUCUGACGCCCAAGUCACGCCGAAGUCCAUCCGAGUCACGUCCGAGUCACCGCUGAGCUCUGAUUGGUCCAAAACAUCACAUCACACCUGUGUUCAUCUCUCUGAGCUCUGAUCCGUCCAAACCUGCAUUGAAAAACUAUCUGUGACAGAAACGUGUAAAUAACAUGAAGAGAUUAAAUUAUGGAGGACAGAAGCUGCCAAAACCAGAAAUAUUCCAAUAAAUACAUGAAUGUUUCAUUUAAAUAUACAUAAAGUAACAUUAGAACUGAAUGUAGGCGUUCAUGAGUUGAUCAAAUGUGACAUAAUAAUAUUUCAGUGUUGCGUAAUAAUAAUGAUAAUAGUACAUGUUAUUUAUAGAGUGAUUUUCA